This is a messenger RNA of Dimorphilus gyrociliatus, 2902 nucleotides long. The record is from the annotation of a GenBank genome assembly. NCBI's taxonomy places the organism in Eukaryota, Metazoa, Annelida, Polychaeta, Dinophilidae.
UAGUUUUCUAAAUUCUAAAGAGAAAAUAUUUUUAUCUCCUCUGAUAAUUGACAAAUUCUAAAAUGCGAUCAAUAUGACAAAAUAUUAUAAAUGGUUAUCCUGAUAUUUGGUAAACGAAAUCUUUAAUGUUCUUUUAUAAGGAGAGGAAAACUAGGCUUAAACCUAUAUCUACAAUUGUAUUUUAUGAUCAUAGACAUUAACAUAUUAUAUAUUUUCAUACAUAUUAGUAUAUUGUAAUAAAAUAUUCUGUUUUUAUGAUAGUAUUUAUUGUUCAAUUCAAUAAGUUAUCUGAACUUUGUUUCAACGCUUGAAUAUCUAAACUGUUCCGAUAGUUUAAACCUAAAAUGGUUAACGCAAUUAAAAGUAAUCAUUGCAACGUGUACGUUGGAAUUUUUUCUGGAGACUCAGCAUUCUCUAUGAUAUUGAUAAAGCUUGAAUAGAUAAACUUCAGUAGUUCAUCUUUCUACCUCUGAAUGUCUAUUGUUUCCGGUACGAUACACUUCUCCAUUUUCAGAAGCUUUUAAAAAGAUUUAAGAUACGCGCUUAGCGCGAAACUAUGGCUUCUCCAUGAUGGCUUCAUCGGAAUUAGAAACUUCUGAGGACGUUAACAAAACCAUUAAAGAUGGUUUAUUAAAGGGCCUGAACUCCGGAAUUCAAAGGCAGCGAUCAAAAUCAUACUUACAGACUGAUCUGAAGGUAAAAUGUGAAUAUAAAGGCGAAACGAGAGCCUUUUGCAUGACGAAACCAGUGAAAUAUGAGGAAUUAGUAAAGAAGAUAUGUGAAAUAUUCGGAAAGCAAUUGUCAAUUUGUUAUACACUGAGAAGUGGAGAAAUUAUUACUCCUGUCGUGUCUCAAACUGAUUUAGAUAAAGCCAUCGAUCUGUUCGAUAGAAAUAAAAAAAUGAAGAGUCUGCGACUGAUAUUAAGCUCUGAACAAUUUCCUUCUAAUAAUAAUGACCCACCGAAACGAUAUUCUCCUCCUCCGGGUUGUCUUCCUGAUGAAGAUACGGCAAAAAUUUGUCGCCCACAGCAUGUAACGCCCGGGGGCGAAUUUAUUCCUGAGGACUUACCUAGUCAGCAAGAAAGCCCAUCUAGCGUUAAAUCAAGUGAAUACGGUGCAAGUUACAAAGGUUCCCUCAACAGUGUACGGACUUCUUCCACUUCUCUAAUGCAUAAUAGUGAUUAUCGCGUAUUAAAUAGUCCUGCAGGGACUUUUCCACGAACGAAAACUAAUAAUAUUUCCUCAGAAACUGCCUUAAAUUCGGCAAAUAGAACAUUUCCUCGGUCAAAAGAAACUGGCAGUUUCAUGCCAUCAUUUUAUGGUGAUAAAAGUAACGGUUCCUUUCAAAGAAAUCAAAAUGGUGAUACUUCUAGCUCAACUUGCUCGAGUGGCAGCGGAAUGUCAUCUCCUUCAUUUAACGAAUUCUAUGAUAAAUUAUAUCAAGUGAGGAAUAAAAUGAACGAAAAUAGCUUAAGUUCUCCUCAACCUCCACGUCACUUUAAAAAAGAGAUUGCCAUAGGCGAAGGAGGUUUUGGCAAGGUGUUCAAAUGCUAUGACCAAGACACUGGACGGGAAUUGGCAAUGAAAGAGGUUAAAUUAUGUAAUAAGAAUAAAGAAACUUCAAAGGAAGUUAAAGCCCUUAUGAUGGAGAUCAAAUUACUAAAAGGCAUUGAGCAUCAGCGUAUUGUACAAUAUUUUGGCUGUAUGGCAACGGAAGAUUCUUUAUGUAUCUUUAUGGAAUAUAUGGCCGGGGGUUCAGUUAGGAAAGAAAUUAUAAAAUACAAAGGUCUUUCUGAGAAUGUCACCAAGCGAUAUACCAAACAGAUAUUAGAGGGCUUGGCAUACUUACAUAGUUUUGUUAUUGUUCAUCGUGAUAUUAAAGGCGCUAAUAUACUUAAGGAUCCUAGUGGAAAUGUAAAAAUAGCUGAUUUCGGAGCUUCAAAGCACGUACAGGCCGUUUGCACAUCUAUGGGAUUACGAACAGCUACUGGCACUCCGUAUUGGAUGGCACCAGAAGUCAUAAAUGGUCGGCCAUAUGGUCGACGAGCCGAUAUAUGGAGUCUCGGUGCUACUAUUGUUGAAAUGUUAACCACAAACCCGCCAAACCAUGACUUAGAAGCUAUGGCCGCCAUAUUUAGAACAGCAACAGAACUUCCAAAAUACGAAUUACCAAAAUCAAUUAGUCAAACUUCUAGAGACUUUAUAAAACUCUGCUUUACAAGGGAUCCGAAAUUUAGACCAACAGCUAAUGAAUUGUUAAACGAACCUUUUGUUAGAGAUGUUCUUUAAAUUAAAAAAAAAAAAUACUAUACGUUUUGUGUAACAGUCAGUUAAUUAUAUAUUGUGUGUAUGUACAUAUACGUAUAUGCGUCAACAAAUAUACUCUGUAUUGUAUUUAUGCAUAUACUUGUAUGUAUGUAUGGCUGCGUAUAUAUAAUAUAUGUCUUGAUAUAUAUAUAUAUAUAUAUAUAUAUAUAUAUAUGUAUAUAUACAGUAAAAAUAUACAUAUUAAUAUGUAUAUGCGUCUUGAAUGAUUUUUAUUUGAAAAAGAAGCAAACUGUAAAAAAGAAGUCUGACCUUUAAGAAAAAAGAAAAUAUCGAUGAAAAAGGAUAAUAAGGAAGCAAAAAAGAAAGUCAAAAAAUUGAUAACAUUGAUUUUUGUACGUGCUGGACAAUCUUCUUGUAUUUUUUUCUUUUUUCUUGUUUUCCCUCUCUUUUUUUUUUUCUUUUUUUGCCGAUGUUUGCAGAGAAGGGGAAAAAAAGAAUCUGAGGAGAAAGAAAAAAAGAAAAUAUUUGUUAUUAUGGUGCGAAUAGUUAACAAAAAAAGAUAUCUGCAAUAUUUCUGUGAUGCAUAUAAGCUAAUAAUAAAAAUUUUAUAAUACAUUUUUAAAACAUAAAGAAA